AGACAUCACUUUUAGGAUCACGUUAAGGACAACCUCAAAUACCUGGUUUCAUAAAUCAAAAUGACUUAAAUUAUAUUCUGUGAAUUUCGUCCAAUAAUUAUAUUGUUUAGCCUUUACAUUUAUGUUAUUUCAUUAAUGCUCAUAAAUUAAAACGUUUCGGGUUUAAUAGCAGGUUCAUCGCUUCAUCGUGUGACAAUUAAUAUUGCUAAUUUGUGUGGACAAGAGAAGUGUUCAACUGCCCAAAAGCCCUUGUAUUACUUUUCUUGAAAGUUUGGGUUGUAAGGGGUUGUUAAAAAAAGUUAUUUAUAUAGCCUAAAAACUAUACGAAUUUAACACAUUGUUCUACCGUUCUCGGGAUUUAUUAUUUAUUUAUUUUUAGAAUUUAUUUUAAAUGCACGCAAGAUAAAUUAUGAAGGUUAGCGAAUCUGCGACCCUUGUUCUACCUUCUGCAUAAUCGCCUUGGAAACGAGUUGUUUAUUAUGUUAGCCUUGAGCUAACCUUUCCGUGCGCUUCAUCUAGCUGCCUUUCUAUGUCUGUCGGUAGACCGCUUUGACACGUUAAGCAAACGCAUUAUUAUUUUCUUUAAUUUUAUCACCACAGAAAUGUCAAAUUGUUGUUUUAGUUGCUAGCUCGCUAGCUAGGUUUGGAAAAAAAUAGGUCUCUAGUCAAAAAUCUCUAACUUACCUUGCCUUUUUCUCUCUAUAACGUUAACGUUACUUCAAUAAGUUCAAGAUGAAAGUAUUAUUAAUUGGACCUAGCGAGUGUGGGAAAACAGCAUUGGCCAAUUUCCUAUCUGACACAACAGAGACAAUCGGAGCGGACUACAGCCCUACACAAGGAGUAAGGAUACUUGAGUUUGAAUCGCACAAUUUAUCUAAUGGCAACAAAAAUUCAGCAUGUGAAGUGGAACUAUGGGAUUGUGCGGGAGAUUUCAAAUUUGAAUCAUGCUGGCCAGCUUUGAUGAAAGACUCCAAUGGAGUAGUUAUUGUGUUUAACCCAGAUGUGCCCAGUCAUCUCAAGGAAAUAGAGACCUGGUACUCUACAUUCAUCUUCUCUCAGGGUCUACAAGAGGCCCAGUGUCUGCUCAUUGCACAUCAUAAACCAGGGAGCGGGGCUGACACUAACCGUCCACCAUUAGCCCCACAGUUAAACAAGUUGCCGCUCAUUCACUCAAACCUCGAGGAAGAGCCUGAAGAUGUCCGAGAGGAGUUCCACAAAUACUUGGGAAAUGUUAUGCGGGUGCUAUCAGAAAAACAGGAGCGAGAAGAGAUGUCAAUUAUUACAUAAUUUUGUAUAUAAACCAAGAUAAAUGUAUAAUCUCACAGAAUAUAUCCACAUGCAUUUUUCUUUGAAAUUUUGUUUUCCCCCCACAACUGCAUUAAAAUCACUUUGACCUGGUAAAA
Messenger RNA from Carassius gibelio (silver crucian carp), 1403 nucleotides. RefSeq names its product intraflagellar transport 22 homolog (Chlamydomonas) (gene ift22). Gene Ontology annotation, molecular function: GTPase activity. Lineage: Eukaryota; Metazoa; Chordata; Actinopteri; Cypriniformes; Cyprinidae. The coding region runs from base 733 to 1287 and encodes 184 amino acids. The record is from RefSeq and is a predicted model, not a curated record. Gene Ontology annotation, cellular component: endomembrane system. Gene Ontology annotation, biological process: intracellular protein transport. The transcript is spliced from 5 exons.